Phyllotreta striolata is the source of this 1554-nucleotide messenger RNA. Lineage: Eukaryota; Metazoa; Arthropoda; Insecta; Coleoptera; Chrysomelidae. The record is from the annotation of a GenBank genome assembly.
AAAACAAAGCACGAUAGUGAUAGUGGUCGAAGCCCAGUGGAAGACCCGGUCCGGGCGAGCGUGGGGGGCUCUUCCCCCUGGGGCACAAACGUCUCUAUGUAGGUUAGAGAGCCGUGGGGAUGUAGGCCGACUAUAUACGCGGCUGCCAAGUCGAUCUGACAGUUUAUUUAAAAGUGCUUCUUCGCUGUCUACGGUAGAAAUAUCAAUUGCGCAAAACAUGUGGCGACAAUUCACCUUGCUCCUUAUAGGAGCCGCUGCGGUAAUGGCUCAAAGGAGACUGGCUCUGCCGGAUCCCAGGAGUUGCGUGAAUAGGGUGCGCCACGCUUCUUACAGGGACGCCAGAGGUGUGACACACUCGUACUUCUUCAGCUGGGAACACGGACCGACCAGCAGACUGGAAGUCGACUGGUUGGACGCCAGGAACAUCUGCAGAAGACACUGCAUGGACGCCGUCUCCUUAGAAACACCCCAAGAGAACGAGUUUAUCAAACAGAGGAUAGCCAGAGGAAACGUGCGUUACAUUUGGACAUCAGGAAGGAAAUGUAACUUCGCAGGUUGCGAAAGAGCCGAUUUGCAACCCCCGAACAUUAACGGAUGGUUCUGGUCUGGAUCCGGAGCUAAAAUUGGGCCCACCACCCAAAGGAAUACUGGAGAUUGGAGUUUCACCGGCGGAUUUGGACAGGCUCAGCCCGAUAACAGAGAAGCUGCUCAGGGUAACGAUGAAUCUUGCCUUUCUAUACUCAACAACUUCUACAACGAUGGUUUGAAAUGGCACGAUGUGGCUUGUCACCACGUCAAACCCUUCGUAUGCGAAGACAGUGAGGAGCUCCUUAACUUCGUAGCGUCCAGAAACCCAGGAAUACGUCUAUAAACCGAUGGCUUUCCGUAGUUUUAGUAUAAACACUGGGUACCUUCAAAAUGACCAAAAAUACGAAAUAACUAUCAAAAAAAUCACGUAACAACUAAUUUAUUAUUUUAUUUAUAUUAUGUGAUUUGAUUAUGUCGGAGAAACUAUAUUUUUGUAUUACAUCAAUUUAUGAGUAUGAAUGUACCUGUAUUAAUUUUGUGGAAAAUUUACAAUUGGUCAUUUUUUUGAAUAUUUAAAAAAUUCCAACUUUCUUUUUCUACUCGAGAUCCUUAUAUUAGUUUUGUAUCUAUUUUAAAUUAUGUAUAAUAUAAAAAUUACACCAGACGAUUACGAUUUUUCUUAAUAACUCAAAAUUAUUACUACAAAAGAAAUGUUGAUGCCGGUCUAGUAUGCGGUCUACCCUACCGCAUCUGGUUUAGUAUGCGGUCUACCCAAAUAUAUUUUAUACAAAGUAUUUAUUACAAAGUAUAACAGCAAGAUUUUGUAAAUUGACCCUUUAUUAUUAUUGACCGGAUCGUGUUUAAUUGACGUUUCUUACUUCUUUCUGUAACGUGUACUUCGAUUAAAAAGAUUUUUUUUUCUUCAAUUUUACGUUCUAUUUUGUUAUUAAAUUGAAAUAUCUCGAAAAGUGUAAUCAUUAGAUAUGGGGAAUGUUUAAUAAGAAUGAAAGUACUUCAAAAAUACUU